AUGUUGUUCUUACCACGGAUUCUUAACACAACAACAGUUUUUACCGACGCGUCUCGUUCCGAUACUAAUGAGAGUAAAUCAGCUCAUGUGAAGGAUGGAGUAGCCGUCGUUAGAUUCCUCCGCUGGGUCCACGAGCUGGUGGAUUCAGGAGCUAAUGUCACGGAGAGAAAUGUGGUCGAUAAAUUGGACGAAAUUAGAAGGGAUGGGGAAAGAGGAAGAUUAGGAUAUCUUCACAUAGUUACUGCACUCCUCUCCGAGCUGCAAUUAUUUGACUCAGUUAUAGAUUUUAUAUUGUAA
This is a messenger RNA of Danaus chrysippus (African queen), 297 nucleotides long. The record is from the annotation of a GenBank genome assembly. NCBI's taxonomy places the organism in Eukaryota, Metazoa, Arthropoda, Insecta, Lepidoptera, Nymphalidae.